AUGGGCAACGAAGUUUCUCGUACGGCGGCUGCGCAGCAGUCGCACGGAGGGCGGAAGGUGCGAAUCAACAUCGACUCUCCCUACGCAGAGGAUUUCCAGGUGUUCGAAGGCAUCUUGACGAAUCCGACGGAACUGUUUUCUGUCUUCGACAACCGGGGCAAGGGUUUGGUUGAUGUGUCCGAGGUGUUCGCGUCGGCUUUCCUGUUCGCCGCUGGGACGCCGAAGGGCCUCGACGCCAAGCUGGAAAAAAUAUUCGCCCUGUUCGACUUUGACGGAAACGGGGCUCUCAGCGACGUGGAGGCUGAAAUCAUGCUGGAGUGUGUCGUGAGGGGGGGCGCGGCCGCGGGAGAGCUGACGCUGCGGGACCUGAAGGAUUGGAUCUCGGAGCGCGAAGACGUGGCGGUCUUCCUUUCCAACUUCAUCGAGGCCAGGAUGAUCAUAUCCAGCCAAGAGCUGGUUGACAGGAGCGUCGCCCUCGGAAUGAGCACGUGCAAGCACCCCUCUCCUCAGGACGACUCACCAGGGGAGCAUAAAGACGGCACGGUGGACGGGGCAAGGGCGGGAGAGAUACUUCGGUCUUUAACUACGUUGGGUAAAACGGAGUGCCUGAGGGCGGGGUUAGAGGCAGUUGUCGAAGCGGAUGCGGCGGCGGUCGUUCGAAUGCUUUCGGGGAAUUCUGGGGCUACAGGGGGACGGAGAGAACGCGUCGAUGUGGAAGCCCUGGAAGAGCUCCUGAGGUUUUGGGUGGCGUUCAGCGUGGUCGACGAGGACGGCGUUGGGAGCGUCAGCAUGGGGGACUUGAAGGCGUUGCUGUGGCUCGGUGGAGGGACGGGGGGGGAAGAGCCGCCGGAAGCUACUGUUCAGAAAACGGCGAACGGCAUCGACGAGAGCCAAGACGGUGUGAUCAAUCGCAUAGAAUGGAUGCGCUUCACAGCCGUGCUGGACGAGGGAACAGGGAAUGUCGGGUAUGACGGUGGACUCCUGAAGGUGUUCCGCCGUUAUGAUGACGAUCACAGUGGCAGCAUCACCGCCACUGAGAUGACCAUGAUGGUGCGAGACUCCGUAAGUGAGGCGAUAGCCGAGGCUCCCGAUAACUGCUCCUUGAGGCCGGACAUCGAACCGGUGGUGGAAACCCUCGUCAAGGACGUUGCCCGAGACCUUGUAGCCGUUAUGGACGUGACCGGCAGCGGGAUGCUCGGCUGGACUGAAUUCAAGAAAAACCAGACCCUGGUGACAGCUCGCCUCGCCACCUUGCGCGAGUUUGUGUUCUCGGUGGCUCUUCAGCGAGGCGGCACGGCGGCGGCGACGGCAGACGCCCCACCUGAGCUUGCAAGUAGCAAUGGUAGCACUAGGCCAGACAGCUUGUAG
Molecule: messenger RNA, 1368 nt
Organism: Ectocarpus siliculosus
Lineage: Eukaryota; Phaeophyceae; Ectocarpales; Ectocarpaceae
Source: the annotation of a GenBank genome assembly